AAUCAUUCUGUGUUUGGCUUGAAGCAUUGAUGAUGGGGACGGUAACCGGCGACGUUUAAGCUGAGAAACAUCUCGAUCCAUAUGAACUCAAGUACUCGAUCCUUUCCCUUUCUCUCUUUCUACCCCAAUCACACACACAGACACUUAACUUAUCACUUUCUCUAUAAAAUAAUCAUUACACACAAACACAACCCAACAAAACCCUCGUUGUGCACACGCCGCACGCACCCUUUCCACAUAAACAAUGUUGAGGCUGAAAGGAGGUAGCAGGCCACCGUGGGUGGGACUAGGCGCCGCCGUGUGGGUUCAGAUUGCAUCUGGAAACACUUUCACUUUCCCUCUUUACUCUCACUCUUUGAAAUCAGUUUUGGGUUUCAACCAGCGCCAAGUCACUCUCCUCGGUGUCGCCAACGACAUCGGCGAAAGCGUUGGCUUGAUUCCCGGCAUUGCCUGUAACAAGUUCCCUCCUUGGCUCAUCCUUCUCGUUGGUUCCAUCGCUUCCUUUCUCGGUUACGGUCUUCUCUGGCUCGCUAUCAGCGACACCCUUCACUCCCUCCCUUACUUACUGCUAUGGUUCGCGCUUGUUAUUGCUGCUAACAGUAGCGCGUGGUUAACCACCGCGGUUCUGGUGACCAACAUGAGAAACUUCCCUGCUAGUAGAGGCACUGUUGCGGGAAUUUUGAAAGGUUAUGGUGGGCUUAGUGCUGCGGUUUUUACUGAAAUUUAUAGUUUGGUGCUUCAUAAUUCUUCUUCCAACUUUCUCUUGCUUCUUGCAAUUGGGAUUCCUGUUAUUUGCUUCAGCAUGAUGUUUCUUGUUAGGCCUUGUAACCCUGCAACCGGUGAUGACCCUGCAGAGAGUUACCAUUUUAUGUUUAUUCAAGGUUCUAGUGUGGUUUUGGGUGUGUAUCUUCUUGCCACUACCAUAUUUGGUAAUUUAAUGCCGUUUAGUGGGGCGGUUUCGUAUGUUUUGGUGGCUGUGAUGAUUCUUCUUCUCAUGGCUCCACUUGCCGUCCCUGUGAAGAUGACACUCUGUCCUAAGAAAGAUUCCAAAUCAGACUCGUCUGAGCAAAGAGUUGGAUCUUCCGACUCGCUCACUCAAGGCAAAGAUGAGAAUGUGCAACCGCUGCUGGCGUCGUCGUCGGCUGGAACGCUUGGGAGUUUUUAUGAUCAGGAUGAAUUGUCUGAGGUGGCUGAGCUUCUUGCUUUGGGUGAGGGAGCAGUUAAGCAGAAGAAGAGAAGGCCUAAACGUGGGGAAGAUUUUAAGUUUACUGAGGCUAUAGUAAAGGCUGAUUUCUGGUUACUGUUUUUUGUUUUCUUUGUUGGUGUUGGCACUGGUGUUACCGUUCUCAAUAAUCUAGCCCAAAUUGGUAUUGCACAAGGCGAGGAAGAUACCACCACCUUGCUUUCCAUUUUCAGUUUUUGCAAUUUUGUGGGGAGGCUUGGUGGAGGAGUUGUUUCAGAGCAUUUUGUCAGGUCAAAAACGAUCCCAAGGACAGUCUGGAUGACUUGCACACAGAUAAUUAUGCUCGUCGUAUACCUUCUGUUUGCCUUUGCUAUCAAAGGAACCCUUUAUCCUGCAGUUGCGUUUCUUGGUGUCUCCUAUGGUGUGCAAGUUUCCGUAAUGAUCCCCACUGUUUCUGAGCUUUUUGGUUUGAAGCACUUUGGCGUAUUGAUCAACUUCAUGACAUUGGGGAAUCCAAUUGGUGCACUCCUUUUUUCAGCUCUGCUAGCAGGGUAUGUAUAUGAUAAUGAGGCAGCAAAGCAGCAUGGUAUAGGCCUUAUUGCUUCCUGUGUGGGUGCAAAUUGCUUUAAGCUUACCUUUUUUGUUCUUGCUGGGGUGUGUGCUGUGGGCAUCAUCUUGAGCAUUAUCCUGACUUUGAGAAUUAAGCCCGUUUACCAAAUGCUUUAUGCCGGAGGUUCUUUCAGGCUGCCUCAAACAUCUUAAAGUCAUUGAAAGAAGUAGUAAAGCUGAACAAUGAAUAAAACUGAGGACUUCAUAAGUCUAUUCUAUGCCAGUUGUGCUGGUAUUUUCUUCUGGUCUACCGCUACUGCGAUGUAUAUGCAGCUGGACAUCAAUUAUGAAAUUCAAAAUUUUGUUAUCUCACAUGGAGAAUACCUGCAUUUGCUCUCGUGUUAGGCUUAAAGAUGAUACUGGCUGCUGGGAGUUAGAAGAUUAGGUAAGUGAUAUGUUGUGAUCUGCAUACCUAAGGAUAAUGUUGUAUUAUGUAGUCUAAAGUGAAAAUUUGAACUUAAUUUAGUGUGUGUUUUGGAAUUUUAAUUCCAAUUAUAUGGAAAUUAUAAUUAGUU
Messenger RNA from Abrus precatorius (Indian licorice), 2307 nucleotides. RefSeq names its product protein NUCLEAR FUSION DEFECTIVE 4-like. The coding region runs from base 245 to 1945 and encodes 566 amino acids. Lineage: Eukaryota; Viridiplantae; Streptophyta; Magnoliopsida; Fabales; Fabaceae. The record is from RefSeq and is a predicted model, not a curated record. Gene Ontology annotation, cellular component: membrane. The transcript has 3 exons.